Messenger RNA from Aspergillus fumigatus Af293, 1680 nucleotides. NCBI's taxonomy places the organism in Eukaryota, Fungi, Ascomycota, Eurotiomycetes, Eurotiales, Aspergillaceae. The record is from RefSeq and is a predicted model, not a curated record.
AUGGAAUAUCGUACACAAGCUGGAGAAAAAGAAGCUCCUGAUCGCGAUCAAUUGUGUUGCUGCUCUGUCAAUCCUCUUCUUUGGUUAGUCUGUCGUAUAGCAUCACUAAUGCUUCUACUGAUCAGAUAUUCAGGUUACGACCAGGGAAUGAUGGGCGGAGUAAACAACGCCAAAGACUACAUUGAUCUGAUGGGCUUUGGUUACACCGAGAUGAAAGAUGGCCAGCCUACUCCAGUUGUCACAAAUAGCUUGUUACAAGGAGGAAUUGUCUCCGUCUACUAUCUCGGAACGCUUUGCGGGUGCCUCCUUGGUGGAUGGAUCGGAGACUCUAUCGGUAGAAUCAAGACCAUUGCUUCGGGCGCUGUGUGGGCUAUAUUUGGCGCCGCUUUGCAAUGCUCAGCGCAAAACCACAACUGGAUGAUCUGCGCCCGCUUUAUCAACGGGAUUGGCACCGGUAUUCUGAACGCAAUCGUGCCGGUCUGGGCUACAGAGACUGCUGAACACACGUCUCGUGGACAGUUCAUUGCCAUCGAGUUUACCCUCAACAUUUUCGGUGUCGUUUUGGCGUACUGGCUGGAAUUGUGGGUCCCCUUCUCCUCUCCCACUUCGUCUGAAGAGAUCAUCUUCCUGAUCGUGUUGUUCGCAGCUGUCUGGUUCUUCCCAGAGUCCCCAAGAUGGCUAGUCAAGGUUGGGAGAGAGCAGGAAGCGCGCUACAUCCUCGGUCGUCUCCGUGGCAGCAGCGGCGAUGACGCAGUCCGAGCCGAAGCCGAGUUCCGUGAUAUCCAAAGCGUGGCGGAGCUUGAGAAGACAAUUAACCAUAGCAAUUCCUACCUUUCCAUGCUUUUCGGCUACAAGAGCGGGAAGUUGCACCUGGGACGCCGUGUGCAACUGGUCAUCUGGCUGCAGAUUAUGCAGGAAUGGGUUGGAAUCGCUGGUGUCACAGUCUAUGCCCCGACUAUUUUCAGCAUUGCCGGGUUCGAUUCGAUGAAAAGCCAGUGGAUCAGUGGUCUGAACAACAUUUUCUACAUGUUCGCGACACUUAUUUGCGUGUUCACCCUCGAUCGUAUCGGGCGUAGGUGGACCCUCUACUGGGGAUCUGUCGCCCAAGGAAUCGCCAUGUUUCUUGCAGGAGGCUUCUCAAGGCUCGCAAUCAACGCUAGGGAGGCCGGAGAUGCGAGCAAAGCAAGCUCAUACGGUGCGGCCGCCGCAUCGAUGAUCUUCAUCUUCACCUCGGUCUUCGGCGCCACAUGGCUCACUGUCCCCUGGAUCUAUCCCGCAGAAAUCUUCCCUCUAGCCGUCCGCGCCAGAGGAAACGCCUGGGGUGUGGUAGGAUGGAGUAUUGGAAACGGCUGGCUGACCCUCCUUUGCCCAGUGAUGUUCAGCUCCAUCGGCGAAAAGACUCUGUACAUCUUCGCCAUUAGCAACGUCAUCACAAUCCCCAUGGUCUGGGCUCUGUACCCGGAAAGUAACCAGCGGACGCUGGAGGACAUGGAUCUGCUUUUCGCGGCGGAGACGCCGUGGGUGUGGGAUGCGGAGCGGACCUUUGCGCGCCUCAAAGCUGAGAACCCUGGGUAUAUUGAGACUGCCGGCCGGAAGAACAGUCUCCUGGAUUCUGAGGCUGGUGUCGGUAAGCCCGCUGCUCAAACAACCCAGCAUGAGGAAAAUGUGUCGUCUGAGUAG